UCAAUUUUGGGAGUUGAUCAAUUAGUGUUACUGCGCAACUCAUUCAAUCUCCAUUAUCUUGAAAUUUUGCAGGACAAUAUGCAGCAGCUUCCUACCAACAUCACCAAAAUGCUCAAAUAUGGUGUGAAUAUUCUACAAGUGGUCGGACAAUUUAAUGGUCAUUAUAUUGCUAUAAUUGGCAUAAUGAGCUUACUACCAUCUUUAGAAUCUCAAGGGAUAAAAGAUUGUAGUGGACCUCUUCCUUUAGCUCGUUCAGAUCUAGAAAUUGUUGAGAACUCAUCGAGAAUCUCGCUUAAUUGGGCCUUCAGGUCUUGAAUGAGGGAGGCAACGAGGUUGUUCAUGAAGUCGCAUCCGGAAAUGGAUCCUGGAAACCAAUUGUAC
Messenger RNA from Nicotiana tabacum (common tobacco), 381 nucleotides. The record is from RefSeq and is a predicted model, not a curated record. NCBI's taxonomy places the organism in Eukaryota, Viridiplantae, Streptophyta, Magnoliopsida, Solanales, Solanaceae.